Aspergillus affinis is the source of this 1551-nucleotide messenger RNA. Its product is annotated as MFS general substrate transporter. Gene Ontology annotation, biological process: transmembrane transport. Gene Ontology annotation, cellular component: membrane. The transcript is spliced from 5 exons. Gene Ontology annotation, molecular function: transmembrane transporter activity. The coding region runs from base 1 to 1551 and encodes 516 amino acids. The record is from RefSeq and is a predicted model, not a curated record. Lineage: Eukaryota; Fungi; Ascomycota; Eurotiomycetes; Eurotiales; Aspergillaceae.
AUGGCUUUAUUACCCUAUCACCUCAUUCAAGGCGGCAUCCUUUAUGGCAUGGAGAGCACCGCAAUGGAUCCCCUGAAGCCUGAUUUUGAGCAUGAAGUUAACAUCGUGAUCGAUAUGCCCGGCUAUGAUCCCAGCAUUCAGCCGGAACCCGGCGAAACCAGAAGGGCAUUAUUGAAGGUGGACUUACUGAUCUUGCCUUUCAUUGUCAUAUGCUUCUGCUUUCUUCAGUUUGACCGUACGAAUAUCGGUAAUGCAUUAACCGACACGCUCCGAGCUGAUAUCCAAGUCGAUAACUCGGCCAUAAAUCUUGCUCAGACUUUGUUCACGGUAGGCUUCGUCAUCACCGAGUUACCUUUCAAUGUGAUAAGCAGAUACAUGGGUCCGGAGCGUUUUCUUCCUAUUACCAUGUUUCUCUGGGGCGUUGCGACGUGGUCUCAGAUCUUCAUCAAGAACGCCUCUGGGCUCCAAGCGGCUCGCUUCUUCAUCGGGGCUCUUGAAGGAGGAUAUAUCCCUGGUUUUGCUCUGUACAUCUCAAAGUUUUACACGAAUCAAGAGCUAGCAUUGCGGUAUGCAAUAUUUUGGGCUUCAAACAGUUUUGCCGGAAUCCUGGGAGGGCCGUUUGCCAUUGGGCUUCUUUCUCUUGGAGGACGACAUGGUCUGGGAGGAUGGCAGUGGUUGUUUCUGAUCGAGGGUGUAUUGACAUGCUUCCUGGGACUCGUCGCAUAUAUCUAUCUUCCACACAGCGCUGUGACUCCCAAAACGUUCUUCGGCAGAUCAUUCAACACGUUCACAGCUAGAGAGGGGUCAAUUCUCACUACCCGAGUGAUCAAAAACGACCCCACCAAAGCCUACAGACAGAAAAAUAGAGUAUCGCCCUCGGAUAUUCUCGAGACGUUCCUAGACUGGCGACUAUACGGCCACAUCAUAGGCGGAUUUCUCUCCAUGGUCAUGAUCUCACCGAUGAACACCUAUGCCCCUUCUAUAAUCAAGGGUCUCGGAUUCACGAGUCUACAAGCCAACGGCCUCAACUCGGUUGGCAGUGCAUGUGCCCUGGUUAUGUCUAUAUUGCUGGCAUUCAGCAGUGAUAGGUUCCAGGAACGAGGAGUUCACAUCGCAAUUGGAUACCUGUGGGGUGCGGCGGGGAUAUUAUGGCUAGCACUGACACCUGAAGCUAGUGGGAAGUGGAUUCUCUAUGGAGGAGUAAUAUGGACUCAAAUGGGCAUGGGUUGUGCUCAAGCAAUCAGCGCGGCCUGGUUAACUGCAAAAAUGCAAGAUCAUAAGCGCCCUGCUGCUCUGGCGGCGUAUGUGAUGAGCAUCCAGCUCGCGAAUUUCCCAGGGAAUCAGCUUUUCCGGUCACAAGAUGCACCUCGGUAUACUCGAGGUUUGAUUAUUGCUGCCUCUUGUACGAUUGCCGCAGCAGUUGUUAUUCUAUUCUGGAAGUUGCUUUACCGUUUAUAUGAUCACGGAGACAGUGGUGUUGAAGUUAAGUAUGGUGUUGCCGAGCCGCGAGAGAAACAGAUAGAGCCCCAAGGCGGCAGUCAAGGUGUAUAA